Molecule: messenger RNA, 1450 nt
Organism: Olea europaea var. sylvestris
Lineage: Eukaryota; Viridiplantae; Streptophyta; Magnoliopsida; Lamiales; Oleaceae
Product: B3 domain-containing protein Os01g0723500-like
Exons: 3
Coding region: 555-1253 (232 amino acids)
Molecular function (GO): DNA binding
Source: RefSeq, a predicted model, not a curated record
AUUUAGAUUCUCUGUCGGUUUUCUGAAAGGAAAAACUUCGAGCAUUGUUCUCAAAUGUUCAAAUCUGACUUUAGGAAGAGUUAUUUUUUCAUUUUUUAAAUAUCUGCAAUUCGACUUUCUGAUUUGCAACACAGACUUCUUAAUUUAUGGAGGCCUCUGUUCUUUAAGUGCCUGAAUCUUUAUCUUUCUGUGCUUAGCUUUUCCAUGGUAAACUGGAAUUUCUUGACCUAGCAGACUUGCUGUCACAUUAAAUCCCAAUAGCCUUUUUUGUCAUAAUUGACCAAAAACUAAAAUAGAGUUGUCAAAUCUAUUUUGUGAGUGUGCAGAAGCUCCCAGACAAAUAUGUUAAAGAAUUUGGGCACAGACUCUCCGAUGUUGUAAGACUCACUGAUCGUAUUGGGGGAAUUUGGCAUGUGAGAUUGGAGAAGGAGGAAGAGAUAAUUUGGCUUCAUCAUGGCUGGGAGAAGUUCUAUGAAGACCACUCCAUCAAAUAUGGCUACUUUGUACUCUUUAAAUACAGAGGGAACUCAAACUUCAAAAUCCAUGUAUUUGACAUGACAGCCACCGAGGUUCACUAUCCAGCACAUAAUAGUCGUAAUUUUGAAGUAACGAACUAUCAUCCUGAGAAUUCUAUCCCUGAAAGGAAAGAGGAAAGUGAUGACGAUUCUCUUGUAAUCCUAGAUUCCCUCCCACCUAAACUAGUGGCAUGCUCUGAUCUUGAACAAAUGAAUUAUCAUCAUGGGAAUUCUAUCCUUGAAAGGAAAGAGGAAAGUGAUGACGAUUCUCUUCUAAUCCUAGAUUCCCUCCCACCUAAACUAGUGGGAUGCUCUUUGAGAAAUCCUACUCCAUGUCGAAGUGCGCUUGUGGCAAGACAUGAUAAAAGGGGAAAGAAGGCCGUGAAUGCUGCAGGAAUAUCUACUCUUACAUAUCCUUCAUUCACAGUCGAAAUGAAGGCUAACCUGAAGCCACAAUGGGUGGUGUACGUGCCAGCUCAAUUUGCUAAGGAUUAUCUCCCGAAGUCUCCAAAGUAUAUUGAACUUCAAGAUUCUGAUGGUAAGAAGUGGAAGGUUCGUGUCAAUUUAAGACCAAACUAUCAUACAGUGCGCGCUUUAAGCACAGGAUGGGCAAAUUUUGCGAAGGCAAAAAAAAUCGAGGUGGGAGAUACAUGCGUCUUUGAAAUCAUCCCUGGCAAUAAACCUGCUCUAAAGGUUUCAAUAUAUCACAACACGGGCAGAGUCCCAAGACUUCUAUGAAUCAUUCGGUAAUGCGAUUUCCUGUACCCCUAGAGGUAACAGCACUUUAACUGUGACAGAUGAAUCUAGUUACUUUAAGUAAGCUUGGGAAUGAUAAUUGCGUUUUGAGAGAAUAUCAAACAAUGUGAUUAAGCAAAAUAUUGUUACAAAAGGCGGGCAACUUCUAUUCAGUAGGGGGAAAUCUGUGUUUUUACUCA